Messenger RNA from Lactuca virosa, 711 nucleotides. Lineage: Eukaryota; Viridiplantae; Streptophyta; Magnoliopsida; Asterales; Asteraceae. The record is from the annotation of a GenBank genome assembly.
AUGGUGGCCGAAGAGCAUGUGGCGCCAUCAAAAUCAAAUCUCAGUUUUUCAUUUGAGGUUUCCGAUGAUGAUGAUGAUGUGGAUUUUCGUAUGUUUGUACCAUCGAAGGAGCCGAUCAAUGAGGUUGUGAUUUCUCCAGCUGAGACAGAGAAAGAAAUCAACAUUUUCAAGCAACCAAACGAUCCAACGCCCGAACAGAUGGAAGCCCUUAUCGAACAAUUACAGUUAACUUCGAGGAGGCCUCCCCAAGCAGUUCCUGUUACUACUGAGUCUCCAUAUGGUAGUGAUAAAGACGAUUCAAAUGCCUCCCUGAUGCCAAAAAAGCGAAGACGUAGAGAUCCUAGGCCGGGAGUGCUUAUUACUAAACCAGUACAACAACCAACUUCAAAUGUAGAACCAUCCCGGGUUAUUCAAGAUGAUCAAAGCCCAAUUAUUGAACCAGUUGCGGUUCAUCAAGAUGUUCAAAGCCCAAUUUUUUACGAAGACUUCGACUUCUUAGCUAAUGAGGAAACUUUCGCCUCGGGAAGCUCUUCUGCCCCACCACCUCCAGAGCACGAUGCUGCAUCUGUCAAGCUAGCCAAGUUACUUGCUUUUCAAGACUCUAUUCCUCAGUCAAGAGGUAAGGGAAUAUCUAUUGGCUCAGGGCACGGAGGUGAUGAAGACUCUAAACAAACAAUUUCUGAUUGGCAAUUUGGAUGUGAGAUUUUAUGA